Molecule: messenger RNA, 1569 nt
Organism: Fulvia fulva
Lineage: Eukaryota; Fungi; Ascomycota; Dothideomycetes; Mycosphaerellales; Mycosphaerellaceae
Exons: 1
Coding region: 1-1569 (522 amino acids)
Source: RefSeq, a predicted model, not a curated record
AUGGCUCCGCCCGGAUCCUCCAUGUCUUCUUCGCAUCGCAGCGCUGGUCGCAGCAACACGACCACCAAUCCCGCCUCGAGCACCAGUAGCAAGUCGCCCAUCAAGUUGUCUCUUAGCACGAAGAACUUGCGACCGAAAGCCAGUCUCAACCGCGAUGAGCACAGCUCUGGUGGCUACUCAGCCUCACCCAUGUCGCCAGACACCACCAUACAUCCGCCGCGAACAAGUUCAAGACAGAAGAUACGCGAUAAUGUGUCGAAUCCGAACUCUGUAACGCCGUCGGUGAAGACCUCAUCUACUGGAAACCAUGCCAAGUUACACAAACGUGGGACAUCUGCAUCCUCGUUGCCCGGACCACCAUCUCCCUUUGCUGGGAUGCAUUCGCAGUUUAGCACACCUUUUGCAACGUACGAGGAACCAUUUCCUGAUGUUGGGGCAGCUUCAACAUCAGGUUCGGGUGUGCCAAAGAUCAAGCCAUACCUCAGGAAGAUGUCUAUCGCCAAAGAAGAUCAAGGCAUGAUCGAUCUGUCCAAGAGCACGACCGAGAAUGAUCGUCUAGCAGGCUUGGGUAUACAGGAUUUUGGAGCAAAGUCUGCUAGCGAUGUGAGCUUCGCGCAUAUGAGACGCGGUCAUCAUGGACGAAACACCAGUGGUGGCUCGCAGAUCAGCACUGCGAGCGCUAAACCGUUCAUACAUCCAAUGGCCAAGACACCGAGGCCCUAUACACCGCCUGGUAGAAGUUACGCGAGCUCGAUCAACGACGAAGAGGCCAACGAGAGUGAUGACAUCGUGGAUGAUGACUUUCGACUAGGGAAUGGUUUCAGGACAAGACGGAGCAUGUCUAUAUCUUCGGUGCCUGCACUGAUGCCGACCCCAUUAUCGCAGUCGCAUACUGCUGACGAACUAGGCCUCGUGCCAAAGCUCACGAGCACGUCGCAGUCGAACCUUUCCACCACCUCCGACAAGUCCUCGAGGUCGAGACAAACCCGGCCUCGUGGCAACACCGAUCUCUCGCAAGAGCUUGCUCUCAGUCCAUCCUCGAGGACCAGCCUCGAUAAGGCUUUCAGCUUCGUGUCGAAGCGCAAUAUCUCCGACCCAGAACCGCAGACCCGCGAUGAAAAGAUCCGUGAGGCUAGACGAAAGUUCGAGGAGAAAGAGGCCAACAAAGAUAGGAAGAUUGAGCGUAAGCGUCGUGAUUCAGAAGCAAAGCAGAGGUCACGUCAGAAUUCGUCGGUGCUCCCUGGAUCGCCACUUAAACCUGCUCUGAAGCAGGUCGAUAUCACCAAGAAGCAGCGGCGCAUGUCAGCUGCCGCUACUGCAGGUGCCCAGGCGGUGGAUGAGAAACGCUCCGGCAAGGCUGGGGACCUUCAAGCGAUGAGCUAUGAGGAGCAUCGCCCCGCCAAUACAGCGUCUCUACCUCGCUAUGGCGAUGCACCUGGGGAAAGUGAGAAGACUUCUCGAUACGCCUACGAGUCGCGUCCUGUGGGCCAAGGCAAGGCUGCUGGGGUUGGGAUGCGCUUCUCGACGUGGCUCCAGACCCGGAUGCUGAGUUGCGGUGGGAAGGAAUGA